UGCAUCACUUUAUUGACUUCUAUAUAACUUAAAUAUACAAAUUCGUAUCGCUAUAAAAUAUUUUACACAACAAACAUAUCCGAAUGAUCCAUUCAUGAAUUGGAUUAUUAGGUUGAGUGUCAAGACGUAACGUUAACGCGUUACAAUCGUAUAUGAAGUUGCUGCAAUUUGUAUCGUUUAUAAUAAAAUCAUUGUUGAAAUAAUAUAAUGCGAUGUUUGUUUAAAAAAAAUAAGAAGAAACUAAACUACAAUUAAAAUAAUCUGGUUUUUAUCACUACUGAAAUAGUAUGAAAAUUUAUCAUUUUCUAACCUUAUAAAUUUGAAUUUCCAAUGGCCUAAUAUUUAUUAAUAAGCAAAUACACGUUUUCUUUUCAUAAUUAUAACUUGUAAUAACACAUUUAUAUAUUUCUUAAAUUUAAAAACAAAAUAUUUUAUUUGGAAUUUUCACAAAAGGUACGUUCUGAAUAAUGAUGGGGAAAAAAAGAAAUAUUCAACCCACACCUGUUCGUGUGAAGGUAGAAAUAAAAGAUGAAUUAGGAGACAACGAUGUACUUGUUGCAAGAGAUCGUUUGAAAGGAGCUCUUAGGGAACUGUUACAACAUAGCGAUACAGGCUCAUCAGCUGAUUCAAGUGAAGAAAAUUCCACACAAGAUUAUAAGCAUCAGAUGAAGAAAAUUGAUAUAUAUAGAACAAAAGCAAUGGGUUUUCAACAACCACGAAAAGUAAGACGUCGUAGACAAGUGCAAAUGGAUACUGCGUUUCAUCAUACUUAUGUAAUGAAAUUAUUUGAUCGAAGUGUUGAUUUAGCACAAUUUCAAGAAGAUACACCGCUUUAUCCAAUAUGCAGAGCAUGGAUGGCUAAUCAGCCAAGAAAUCCUAAUCUUGUACCUAAAGUGCGCAGUCCAAGUCCAGAAAUAGUAAAUGAGGUCAAUAUUAGUAAUAAUAUACUGGAUACUAAUGGAGAAGUCCGCGAUGUUUAUUAUUUACCUCCUCCGCUACCUUGCGAAGAAGCUAUACCUAGAAAUCGUAUACCUUCACCAAUCAAUAAACCAAAGGAAGAAUUGAGCUUAGAUUAUGACGGCCAAACUUUAAUAUCACGAGAAACAUUAUUGAGAGAACAUAGAAUACAUUGGAAUGCUGUACGCAAAAAGUGGCAUCAACAAGCACAUAAGAACGAACAACGUUUUGCGCAGAGUGCACAUAUACUAAAUACUAUAUAUAAAAGGGCACAAUCAGAAUUUGAGUAGUCUAUUGAUGGCAGUAUUAGCUACCGUCAGUUAUCGAUAAUAAAAUUUCUAUUCAAGUAUUGUAUAAAUAUUUUUUUUCCAUACUUUUCUACGCAUAUUUUAUUUUAUACGUAUAAUUACACCUGUUGUAUAUUGUAGAAAUAUACCCUUUUAUUGCAAUAUAAUUAAUAUAUUGCAAUUACAUUUUGUUAAGAACAAUUAUUUCGAAUUUUAACUGAAAUUGUGAGAGAAGCAAUAAUUUAUCUUUAUAAUAAAGAUUUUUACAGAGCAAUGAUAUGUAGUAUAAUUACGUUUGAUUUUUUUGAUAAAUUCGUGUAUUAACAACAGGUUAAUCAAUGAUGUUUUUAUUUCAUACACAUAAUUUGUAUUAAAUAUUUUAACGAAAUUACCGCCUAUAACGAAUAAACUUUAAGGAAUAAAUAACAUACUUUUAUUAUAUCACUACUACCCUUAAUAAAUUGAAACGCUACUUACAAUUAUUUUAUCACGGGUAUAAAAAGGAACUUGGAAUAGUUUUUUAAUUGCCCGAACAUUAAAAAAGGCAGUUUUUAGUAGAUUGUUACAUAGAAUUAAUUAAAAUAUUAAUCUGAUAUAUACUUCUAAAUUUCUAUGCUAAAAAAUUUUUUUAGAUGAAAAUUUAAUACUAGGAGAAAGGAUAAAACCAAUAAUUAUUGAAGGCUUGAGAAUUACAAGCUUUUUAUUUUAAAUAUUGACAGCCGUAACUUACAGUACGUACUUUCAACAAGCCCCCCUCCCCCCUCCCUAUUUAACUAAUGUCAUUUGAUUUAAAUGUAAUUUAAGACUCAAAAAUAUUCUGACUCUUCAUCAGAGCAAUUGUAAUUUUCAAGACUUCUAAACAUUACAUACCAUGUUCCACCAUACCGUUACAACUUUCUUUCAUAUAAAAUGUAGCUAAGAAAUAAAUAACAUAAGUUAAAUCAUUUACUUUCAUAGUUAGUGCUAUAUUAUUUCCACCACUUUGAUCUGAUUUCGCAACUAUAUAUAUAUAUAUAUGUAUGUAUAUAUAUAUAUUUACUUGUAAUAACAAAUGACUGUUAAAAACAACAGUUUUGUUUUUUAAUGUACGAAUCGUAGGAAAUGAUUUGAUGCUAGACAGCAUCACGAUAUUACGUCGUCGGAAGAUUAUCGUAGAUGUGGAAGUAUAAUUUAAUGAAAUGUUUAAGUGGCUAUUGCACGU
Megachile rotundata (alfalfa leafcutting bee) is the source of this 2445-nucleotide messenger RNA. It is a transcript of the gene mip40, whose product is annotated as Myb-interacting protein 40. Gene Ontology annotation, cellular component: Myb complex; transcription repressor complex. The record is from RefSeq and is a predicted model, not a curated record. Gene Ontology annotation, biological process: negative regulation of transcription by RNA polymerase II. NCBI's taxonomy places the organism in Eukaryota, Metazoa, Arthropoda, Insecta, Hymenoptera, Megachilidae.